Anolis carolinensis (green anole) is the source of this 4377-nucleotide messenger RNA. Its product is annotated as COP9 signalosome complex subunit 6-like. Lineage: Eukaryota; Metazoa; Chordata; Lepidosauria; Squamata; Anolidae. The transcript has 2 exons. Bases 3274 to 3816 code for a protein of 180 amino acids. The record is from RefSeq and is a predicted model, not a curated record. Gene Ontology annotation, cellular component: COP9 signalosome.
UGUCCAUAGACACCUCCAAGGUCAUGCGGCCGGCCCCGUUGCCUUCCCACUGGAGCGAUACCUAUUGAUCUAAUCACAUUUGCAUGUUUUCAAAUUGCUAGGUUGGCAGAAACUGGGGCUCGCCCAGUUGUCUUAUUUUUUGUGUCAAAAUGUCCAUUUGUAUAAUGUCCAAUAUUUUGGUUAGCCAGUCUUUCAAAUUCGGAGAUUCUUUUAUUUUCCAAACUCUUGCCAAGGUCAGUCUAGCCGCAGUACUAAUGUGAAAUAGUAUUCUAUCAUCAUUUUUCUUUAAUAUUGAGUUUUAGAAUCCUAGUAGGUAUGUUCUGGUUUUAAUUUGAAUUUGGUUCCUAUCAUCUUUUGUGUCAUUUUGGUGAAUUGUCUUCCAAAAUUCUUUGAUUUUCCCACAUGUCCACCAUUGGUGAAAGAAGGUUCCUAUUUUUUCCCCACAUUUCCAGCAUAAUGUAGAGUUCUUUUUGUUGAAUUUUGCUAAUCUGUCCGGGGUUUAAUGCCAACGGAACUGCAUCUUAUACCAAUUUUCUUUUAUAUCUGUUGCCACUGUGUAUUCCCCCCCCCCCCCCCCCAGAUCUCUUCCCAAUGGUCCAAAUUUAAAUUAUGGCCUACAUCUUUUGCCCAAUUGAUCAUGCAUUCCUUGAUUUGUUCUUUUUCAGUUACCCACAUUAGUAAACGUUGGUAAAGUAUUUUUUAUUAAUUUUGUGUCUUUUUGCAUUAUUAUUUCCCAUAUCCCCUUGUCCGAGUUAAGGCCCAUUUUGGCGUCUUCUUUGUAACUUGAUUGUACUUGAGAAGGAAAAAUAAGACUGAUUGGACAAACGUUAUAAAAUUCCUGAGAAAUAGAAAAAUGGAUCUUACAAUAGAUCUGUCUUGUAUAUAGAAGUGAGCUAAUGGAAAGGAGGCUAGAGAAAAUGACAAAAGUUAAAGGAAAAUGAAAAAAAGUCUCCGAAGCACCGAUGUGAAGUCAAACAGUACUUCAUUUUUUUAUUAAUUUUUUCUUCUCCUCUUUGUUUCACUCCCUUUCUCUCUUCUCACCAUUUUUUACUACUUGAUUUUUGUUCUCCCACUUUCACUGUAUCUACACUUACAAGUAAUAAAUAAAAUUAUGAAAAAAGGAUAGGAAGCCUUGAAUAGAGGUGCAUCAGGCACAAAGAAAUUCUAUGAGGUCAUAAUGGGUUUUUUUAAAAGAAAUAGUCUCUGAUGCCAUUGAUACCUCAAGGGAGCAGCCAGGCCAAGGUUUAAGUAUGGAGAGAAAGCUAAAACCAAGAAGCUUCUUCUAAAAAUACAUUUUUACAUUUGUCAAGUGAGAUGAGAGACAAGCUUUCAUUUCUUUAGUUCCCAUUCCAAACUGAACUAAGCAAAAGUACAUAAAAGACCAAUUGCAGUUUGUAAACAGAUGGCAUUAGAUUAAAAAGAACGUCAUUGUAGUUCAUUUGUAAAUGCAGUUUUGGGCGAAGGCAAUUAGCUGUCAUUUUAAAAUGUACUGUAUAUACUUGAGUAUAAGCCUAGUUUUUUAGCCUUUUUUUAGGACUGAAAAAAAAAACUCCUCGGCUUAUAUGUAAGCCGCCCCGAGUCCCUUCGGGGAGAUGGGGCUGGGUAUAAGAAUAAAGUUAUUAUUAUUAUUAUUAUUAUUAUUAUUAUUAUUAUUAUUAUUAAUAAUAAUAAUAUUCAGGUAAGGGUCCCCGUGGGCUUAUAUUCAGGUUAGCUUAUACUCAGGUAUAUAUGGUAUAUUUAUUAUUUUUCUCUAUUAGUAUUGGUCUUGUUACAUGUAUUAUUUUACUCUAUUAAUUAUUAUUAUUACAUUAAUUAUUUUUCUCUAUUAUUGUUGUUACUUUUACAUUUAUUUUACUCUAUUUUAUUAUUAAUACAUUUAUUAUUUUAUUCCAUUUAUUAUUCCUUUUUGUAAGGUUCUUCUUGCAGGCAUAGAGAACAAUGCAAAUACAUUUUCAUUAGAAAUAUGUAAAUACGAUAAAAUACAUGAGACACUCAACAGUAUGGGUGGACCAUACUGUUCAUUGUAAAAUGCAUACAUAUAAAUCUUAAGGGUAAAGGUUUCCCCUGACGUUACGUCCAGUCGUGACCGACUCUGGGGGUUGGUGCUCAUCUCCAUUUCUAAGCCAAAGAGCCGGCAUUAUCCAUAGACACCUCCAAGGUCAUGUGGCCGGCAUGACUGCAUGGAGCGCCGUUGCCUUCCCGCUGGAGCUGUACCUAUUGAUCUACUCACAUUGGCAUGUUUUCAAACUCCUAGGUUGGCAGGAGCUGGGGCUAACAGCGGGCGCUCAUUCCACUCCCGGGAUUUGAUCCUGGGACCUUUUGGUCCGCAAGUUCAACAACUCAGCGCUUUAACACACUGUGCCACCAAGAGCCCCCAUAUACAUCUUACCUUAACGUUCUUCAUGCAUUUCCAUGAAAUGUAGAUGAUAGAAAUUAUAAUAGCUGUCAGCAGUAGCAGCGCACUACGAAUAAUCCAUGCCUCUAUGGUCCUUUGUGAAACGUCUACGCCAAAAAGAAGACACACAUCUGAUUGCUCUCUUUUCCAAUGUUGUUCUCUUUCUUGAGGUGUUUGUUUUUGAAGUGAACCUUGCAGUGCUCAUCUCCAUUUCUAAGCUGAAGAGCCGGCGUUCUCCGUAGACACGUCCAAGGUCAUGUGGCCGGCCCCGUUGCCUUCCCACUGGAGCGAUACCUAUUGACCUAAUCACAUUUGCAUGCUUUCAAACUGCUAGGUUGGCAGGAGCUGGGGCUAAAAGCGGGUGCUCACUCCACUUCACCACCGGGGCGCCUUAUUCUUCUAGAUGGGAAAAAAACAGAAAUAAAGCCUGGAUUUGUACAGAAUGUCCAGAUUUGAGGAAAUGAUACACAGAAAGCCCGAAUCUGUGUUUAGAAAGCCAAAGUUCAGUCUGUACCAUAAAAAUGUGUGCAAAUUCGUAUUCUCUGUAAAAUUAAGGCAGUUUGAUACCACUCAUGGCCCGGGCUGUGGCGCAGGCUGUUCACUCUUGGUCAAAUCACUCUGAUCAAGAGGUCAUGAGUUCGAGGCCAGCUCGGAGCCUGCUUUUGUCUCUGUCUUUGUUCUAUGUUAAAAGGCAUUGAAUGUUUGCCUAUAUGUGUACAAUGUGAUCCGCCCUGAGUCCUCUUCGGUGUGAGAAGGGCGGAAUAUAAAUACCGUAAAUAAAUAAAUAAAUGCUAUGGAAUCCUUGAAUAUGUUGAGUAACCUAUUACACUGAUCGAACUUUAAAAAUCAUCCUCAUCCAGAUUCUGUCCAGUUUCAUUAUGUUUCACUUUGAUCUCACCGGAUUCUUUCUUACUGGCUGCAAGUUUUUGUGGAACUUUGCUCGUUGCUCAAGAAAACAGCAGAACGCCAUCAUGGACAAGGAGUACUACUACACCAAGGAGGAGCAGUUCAAACCAGUCUUCAAGGACCUGGAGUUCAAGGGCUGGUACACGAUAGAUGGCCCUCCAAACUGGUCAGACAUCCAUGUCCACAAGCAGAUGUAUGAGAUCAUAGAGAACUCCCUCUUCCUCAAGUUGAACCCUGUAAAGAAGUAUCUCCACAAACCCCAUGACAAAAACAUGGACCUGCCCUUCAGCGUCUUUGAAUCCAUGAUCGACAUCAUCAACAGAGAGGCCACAAUGAUCUUUGCGGAGUUGAUGUACAUCUUGGCCACAGAGGAGGCAGAGCGCAUCGAGGUGGACCACGUGGCACAGGUGACGGCCACCACCAGUGGGGAGAACUCCACGGUGGCCGAGUAUCUCAUUGCCCAGCACAGCACCAUCAAAAUGCUUCACAGCCGUGUCAAACUCAUUUUGGAGUAGGUCAAAACUGUCGCACCUCAGUCUUGAUUCACCUUGCUCUAGCACACAAACUCCACAGCAGGUUUGGGUCUUUUUAGUUUAUUAAAGAUAGAUAGUAAAAAAUUCUUCAAAAGUAAAAGUAAAGCAUCAAAAGUCAGUUACAAAUAUAGUAUUGAGUUAUAAGUCCAGAGCUUACCAGGAAUAAACAACAUCCAAAGGAAACAUGACAAAAUCCAAGAAACAUGGAUACAUGGCCUGCAAUAUAAUCCAAAGCACUGCAGGAAAUCUGGAGCUUGCUUCUCCAGUAGCGAGAAAGUUGCUUUGACAACAGCUUUUCCCCAAAGCACCCCUUUUAUCACAUCACUCUUUGCAACACAUGAAAGUAUUUCUUUGCCCUCUCACCUCCCCUCGGCUGUUUGCAAUCCUUACACUACGCCAUACUCUCAAUUCCAAAUGCUCAGCUCUAUCUAAGAAGCCCAUCCCAUCAAGGCCAGUUUGCUCAUUAACUCGCUGAGAUUCAUUAGUAAGCUGGGAAUCUUCCAACCUCCCAUCCUCCAUUCUCAAGUCAGUGUACACCUGGCU